This is a messenger RNA of Nothobranchius furzeri (turquoise killifish), 5971 nucleotides long. RefSeq lists its product as uncharacterized. Gene Ontology annotation, molecular function: nucleic acid binding; zinc ion binding. The record is from RefSeq and is a predicted model, not a curated record. Lineage: Eukaryota; Metazoa; Chordata; Actinopteri; Cyprinodontiformes; Nothobranchiidae.
UCCCCCAGCGCGCGCAAAAGUUGAAACGCAGAUGGAGAGAAGAUCUGAUGAGGCUGGGACGUCGAGCUGCGAUCAAUGAGCCCAUGUGAACUUUUUUUUGGUCAAAGAUAUUAUGUCCGUUUAUCGCCCCAAGCGUGAGAAGUCAUCGACCAUGGAACACGUCAGCUUAAAAUGCCAGGUUUGCUGCUCUAUGUUUAGCGUGAUGUUUUCAUUUAAAAAACACAUGAGUUCUCCAGGACAUCUACAGAAAAUGAAAACCGUUUUUCCAGAAGAAAAGAUAGACAUCAUUGAAUAUUUACCUCACAUUGUUUUUGUUCCAAGAAAGAAACAUGAACACAAGCCUUUUGUGGGUCUGUCUCUGCUCACACUGUGUCUUGGCAAGUUGCACACAGCGUUUUACCUUUGCCACGCCUGUGAGGAAUACUGCGCACUUAAUCAAAUAAUGAGCCACGUCUAUUCCCAAGAGCAUUAUGUCAACUACUUUAAUUACACAAACCCAGAUGAACUUUGUUUCUCCUGGGUCCCCGGGACGAACAUGAAAAAGAUCCUGGCGUUAAAGUUUGAGCAGGAAGUGCAUAAAAAGGGACUUCAGUACCUGCAGGUUUUGCAUUUACCCAACGAAUUAAUCAAUAAGUGCUUUUCAAAAACCUACAUGGAAGUGAUGCAAACCCUAUGUGAAAACGCGGAGCUCGUUUUGCUGUUCAGUGCUUCUAAGCCUAAGCGGGUGACGGUCCGAGAUUAUCUAAACAACAGCAGCAGGAAGCAUCCACUCAUUGGAAUGCAGCACGUUAUCGAGUGCGUCUGUGUCGGUGCGGGUGAGAUGAGGCACUACCUCUGCACGCUCUGCUGCCUCACCAUAGCCAACCGUAUGAUCAUCAAUCACAUCCUGAGCUUUGAUCACAUUCACUGCUACUUCAAAGCAUGGCAUCCCUCUACGCUGAUGUCCAAAGAGUCCUACAGCCAGUACAGAUCCGUUGCUCCCUUGAUGCUUAACUUUAUAGAGCAGAUAAAGGAAAUGAAUGGGACUGAAAGUGCUUCCAUGAAGGAAGUGAGCCUGCAGCCUGAUGAGUACAAAACCAUGAACUUCACCUGUUACAACGAAGCUUUGAAAAAACUAGAAACCAUCACAAAGAGCAGCUUGACAACGAGCAUUACGCCGGGAAAGAAGUUAGAAUAUCACGAUUGGGCCUCACAGCUUCAGGCGUUCUCUAAAGUCCUCAAAGUCAAACUACGCUGCCAGAACUGCAGCAUGGUCUUUGAAACCAUAGGUGUUUAUAUGAAGCAUUUCUCACAGCUGCAACACCCGAAGAUGCUGGCGAAAUAUUUUCAUCAGGCUGAGAGACAGGAAUGUGCGGACCAAAUCGGGAAAUUCAAUCUUUACAUGUUCACGUACGUCUACAACACUUUGAGGAAGCAACAGCUGCCUCACGGAACCGACCUGGUUAUUGCAUGCGUCUCUUCUCACGUGAACGCUGAGCCCUUUUACGUGUGUUUUGCGUGUCAGGAGUCUUUUCCUCAGCCUUUCAUGAAGAUGCACUUCGAGUCUCGAAAACAUCUCAUAAACACUCUGAUGUACCAGAACCCGUGGCGGCUGCCUUUCGGCUGGAAGGACAACGAACUGGACGACGAUGAGCUGAGGUUGUUGGCGUGGAAGGAGGAGGAGGAAAUGGGACGGGAUCAGAUCAUUCUCAAGGUUCUUGAUAUUCCCUACGCUUUAUUCUGGACUCUGGAUUGUUGUGAUUACAAACAAGUGAUGCAUAAACUCCAGCUGUACCACACACUGUUGAGACGUGAAGUUCCACCGUGCAGAACCUUCAGUAAACUUCAGGGAAAUGAGAAGUUUCCUCUGCUUGGCAAACCCUUCAUGGUGGCUCAUGCUCUGAAAAUCAAGGGGAACGAACCCAAGGUUGGAGUUCUGUGUUUGCUCUGUGAACGGAGGCUUUCCAGCGACGAAAUCCAAGCUCAUGUGUUCAGUCGGGAACACGUCACAAGAUUCCUGAACAGUGUUCACCCGGGCUCACUGAACCCCAGCAUCGACAGUGAAGAGGCCUUUCUGGAUCUGGCUAAACAGGCUGCGUGUAUUCACCCUGUGUCAAACAUGCAGUACGUACAACUGGAAACUCCCAUACUGGAGCCAUGCAGCUACAGGGGAGCAAAGCUCUUAUUGCGGACUAUAAAAAUGAAAGAAGGUGCCAGAAGUCUCGAGCCACAGAUUAGGCCUAUGAUGAAGCUGGUUCCCAGGGUAGCUCAAAGAGAAGUGGAACAGAGCCGUGAGGAAGCGGGUCAAACAAACAGCGUAGACACUGACGAGCUAGAAACUAUGCUGCCAAAAACGGUGAAGAUUGAAGUAAAAGUCGAGGAGGCUUCAGAAAGCUGCAACAACACAGAGGAGCGCCCAAAUACGGAACACAGAACGACGUUGCAGCAUUGUAUUCAGCAGAAAAAUGAGAGAAAACGACCAAACGCCACGCCUGAAAAAUGUCCAAAUGAGCAUCUGGGACCAGAAAAGACCCCUAAAAGACCUCGACUCAUCUCCAGUGAUGACUCCACACCUAAAACACCCGCAGCGGUCCCAAAAAGUGCACCAAAGAAGGAAACCAGCAGGAUUUCUACAACAAUUAUCAAGUUGUGCUGCGUUGAGCGGGAUACAAUUGUUUUCUGUGGGAGCUGCUCUCUGAAGGUGGAAGGCGUCGGCCAUUUUACCGAGAUCAAACACCCAAAGAUGGAUCCAGUGGUCGUUAAUCUCAAGGAAAACAUGUACAAUGACAUUUCCAAUCAAAGCUUUCAGUCAGUCAUCCAAACGCUGCAGAUUCAGAUGUUACUGCCUUGGUCAGACGGCGGCUGUAGCCUUUGUUCUGCCUCACCUCCGUCUGCUGGUGGCGCCAUUACCUCGACACGUCACUGUGAAGACGAUAGGAAGGUGGUGGAUAUGGAGCUGUGCAACGAUUUAGAAGGUGAUGCCACAAUGCCAGACUCGUCUGCAAGGACUGAAACUUUGUGCAAAGCAUCUCAAGACCAAGAGUUCAAGCACCACAACCCUCGGGCUGGUUUAGUGCAACCUCAUCGGCACACUAUCUCAACAACCACAACCAGUUUGCCUCCUAAAGGCUCUGAAAUCGUUUCUCCAGACACGACCGUCGCAUCACUGAAAUUUGAAACAUCUCCUAGAAUAAAAGAAGAGGCACCCACUCCCUCUGUAGACGUGUGUAAAUCUGCACCUAAAGCGCCUAAACCCUCCUCCACCUGUGCUGCUACCGUCUCGGAUGCAUCACCCCAGUCUGCCUCCAUGACAAAUAAAAGUGCAUCCAAGGUGAAAUCGGCCUCUGGCGCUGCUGCUGCAAAUGUUGGCAGCAGAAAUGGUCCCAGAAGUGCGGAAGCAUCUAAAGGUUCAGCUGCAGCUUCCGUGCCUGCUGCUAACGUGGCUAAACCUGUUGAUGACUACCCCUCUGCUAAGACUUCUCAUGUGAACAAAUCAGAGGGAGAACAUGCAAAUGCGUACAAGAGGAACUCGCCUACGGCUCUUAGCCCAAAGGCCACCUUGCUUUCCAGCUCGGAACACAAGAACCGACACAAAGACCCCCCACACGUGUCUGCAACCAGCAAGACACCAGCCGGAAACCUCGCUAAAGUUGGGGUGGAUGAGCUGAUUGUUGUGACGUGCGAAGGAAAGCAGCAGGUCUACUGUCGGCUGUGUUCAGUGAAGUUAAACUCAUCCAGUCAGUAUCACCUGACCAGCAUUAACCACCAGCUUAAAUACGUGAAAACGAAGUUCCCCAAAUGGGUCGCAAAGGAGUCUGAACUGGAGGAGAAACUAAGCCAUACGGUGGCCCUGUUGGCCAAAAUUGAGAAAGGCUUGCCACAAAUUCCGAACCCUCAGAAAUUGGAAGUCAGUAAACAAGAGUACUUAAACCUGGGACGUCUGUCAGACAAGAAAGCUGUGGAGAAAGUGAUGGAGAUGGGCAAACUGAAGAAGUCGCAUGACUCGUGUCCCACCGCUGAUGCUUCAGGGCCUCUGAAGCCGGAAAUCUGCAGCCCAUGUGAAGUUUCGAGCUCCGACGACGGGAUGCUUGUUUCUCGUGAUGAGACGAUGAGAUGUGACCAGAAAAAGCAGGAGGAUAAAAACCAGCACCAGACAGCGGUGGUCCAGUUGUCAGAAAUGGAGUCCGGCGAGCUUGAAGAUCAAAAUCUGGCUGCGGGUGAUUCCAUCAGGGACCGGUUCUUAGAUGAUGAUGAUGAUGUGAUGGAGAUGUGCGUCACAAAACCCAUCUGUUCACCUGGCUUUCAUUCUGAGGACGUGACAGAAAUGUGCCCGGAGACGAUCGUACAGGAAAGUCCUGCAGAGGACCCGUUACUCAGACGCCACGUCGGUGAGGAGGCCUGGCGUCAGCAAAACCCCGUCCUGCAUUCUCAGACUAACGCUUUAACGGAAGCCGAGGUGGUGAGCGAUUCCCGCCGUUCGGAGCGUCGUUUUGCUCCUGAAAGACAACGAAGGAAGAGUGAUUCCUGUGGGCAGCAGGACCAAAGUCCACAAAAACGUUCACCUGUUCAGCGCUGCCGCCUGCAGCUGCACACCGCCGCGUCAACAUCAGAACAGCAGAACCCGUCGGGACCAAUCCGUAAAGCAGAAGCUGGCGAGCAGAGGGUGUCCCAGGCACAGACCACAACUUUAGUGGGAGGGAAAGCUCGAGGCUCCAGUUAUUUGUCCCAUUACCUAAAAGCCCUUAAGCUGGAAACCAAACACGUCAUCGGCAUGGCCUCUGUGUGGGAGUGUCGAGGAUUUGGAAAUUUGAAAACCUUUUUUCUGUGUGAAAGCUGUGAGAUGACGCUCUCUCGACAAGACAUCUGCCAGCACAUGGUCAGCCUCGACCACCAGCGGAAGUACCUGGGGAAGUACCACUCAGAGGUGAUGUACUGGCAGGAGUUGGAUGAUCUCCCCCAAAAGUUACAAAUGGACAUAUUUUUAAAUGACAUCAUCCAGCCAAUCGCAGAGCGGGAGUUAACUUUCAAGAUGGACGCUCAGUGUUUCGUGCUGAGUCCAGAGCUGCACAGACUUGUUUGGACUUCUCCGUUCGAUAAAGCUUUAAAGAUGGUGAAAGACCUGAAAGGCGAAGAGAACCCAAGUGUGCUCAGUCUACUGGCCUGUGCCUCCCGGCAGAACCGGCUGAGUGAGGACUCGCCGUCGGCUCAGACAGUUGAGAGGACCCAGUGUUUUGGGAGGAGGACCGGGCGUGGAGACAGAAGAGCCCAGAGUCUGGACGUGACCCCUUCCUGCUCUACAGUUGAUCCUGCCAACUCUCCUGGUUCCUUUUAAACCAGGAAAGGACCAGCUGAUGCGUCUCUUCUCAGAUUUUGCACCGACAACCCACUGGAACAGCUUUCAGUUCCCCACACCUGACCCAAUGAAUGUUAACGCUGAAUCUCUACCUCAGUUGCCCCUGCUGGGACUCACGAUCCUCACCAGCUGUGGACAACAAUGUUUGCAGGUCUCUAUGAUGAGACAAAGUCAUUUCAUGACGGCUUGCCUCUGAACGUUCUCAGAAGGAAAAGCAGGGUGUGAGAUCUGUUUAUGGAGGUUCUGGCUCUCCAGAUUUUAUUUUCCAGACUUGCAGCUUUAUACCAAAACUCCAUCUUCCCACCCAAGGUCUCUACUGGGGCAUUAUUUAGCAGCUCUAGUAUUACUCAGUUUUCUGUCAAACGCAUUAAUCCUAAAUAUUGACCAGUUCUAUAAACUUUAUUUGUGUUUUUAAGGCACAAAACUGCAUUCAGGUUAAAAUUGUUCUGAUUACACUUUGAGAAGAUGGAUGUUUUUAUUUUCUUUAAUCUGUUCUUGGCUGACGUGCAGCUAACUGGUUUCAGGUUUUGUAGCGUCUUUAUCAUUAAAAGCAUUAUGGUAUUUGUAUGCACAACAUUUGUUGAAUGUUAAAUAUAUAUGUAUGUAUAUUUUUCUAACUAUUAAAGUUUCAAAAAUGUA